AUGGGAAGAAGCCCUUGUUGCUCUAAGGAAGGCUUGAACAAAGGAGCAUGGACAGCUUUGGAAGACAAAAUUCUAACAGAAUACAUAAACAUUCAUGGCGAAGGAAAAUGGAGACACCUACCCAAAAGAGCAGGUCUUAAGAGAUGCGGGAAAAGUUGCAGGCUAAGAUGGUUGAAUUAUCUAAGACCUGGCAUUAAAAGAGGCAACAUUACUAAUGACGAAGAGGAGCUUAUAGUCAGGCUUCACAACCUUCUUGGAAACAGGUGGUCCUUGAUUGCUGGAAGGCUUCCAGGACGAACAGACAAUGAAAUCAAGAACUAUUGGAAUACAAAUAUUGGAAGGAAGCUUCAGAAUGGUACUCCAAGCAGCUCCAUUACAAGUGGUAAUGGUGCAAGAAGCUCUAUAAACACACUUCAACGAGAUCGAAGCCUUAAGAACCAAGAGUGGCACGAUCCACCAGAUAAGGGUUCGUGCCUUGUUCAGACUAAAGCAACGAGGUGGACUAAGAUACUGAUGGUUGACAAUGGUAACCCUAGCUCAUUUGACAACAAAGACUAUUUAUCUCCAAAAUCAUCCAAUGAUGAUACCACCUACUUCCCUUUGGGUGAUUCAUUUUAUGAUACAGAUUUUGAUUUUCUUCCGGUGACAACUUUCAUGGACUCCGGGAUUGAUUGGAACUGA
Abrus precatorius (Indian licorice) is the source of this 681-nucleotide messenger RNA. RefSeq names its product transcription factor MYB8-like. The transcript is spliced from 4 exons. The record is from RefSeq and is a predicted model, not a curated record. NCBI's taxonomy places the organism in Eukaryota, Viridiplantae, Streptophyta, Magnoliopsida, Fabales, Fabaceae. Bases 1 to 681 code for a protein of 226 amino acids.